Messenger RNA from Triticum aestivum (bread wheat), 2532 nucleotides. Lineage: Eukaryota; Viridiplantae; Streptophyta; Magnoliopsida; Poales; Poaceae. The record is from RefSeq and is a predicted model, not a curated record.
UCUAGGCGUUCGGUGUCCGGCCGCGUGCAUGCAUGCACGAGGAGCGGAGCGGAGCGGGUAUUGGGGAUCCAGCCACCGGAGGACUGAGCGAGCGGGCGAGUACAAAUAACCCCACUCACCGGAGCCACGCACCGUUCGUUUCCUUGAGUCCCGUCACUUUCGCCCGCCCGCCCCACACACUACAACCAGGAGCCUCGAUCUGCCAGUGAAGAAGAAGAAGGACACUCACGAAUGCCCGGCCGGCGACUGUGAGUACGCUCCCGUCCAGGAAGAAGAAGAAGAAGAAGAAGCAGAAGAAGAAGAAGCAGAAGAAGAGAUCAGACCAGUCGUCUCUUGCUGCAGGUAGCCACACCCUGCGCGCGCCAUGGCGGCUCUGGUCACGUCCCAGCUCGCCACCUCCGGCACCGUCCUCAGCGUCACCGACAGAUUCCGGCGUCCAGGUUUUCAGGGCCUGAGGCCCCGGAACCCGGCGGAUGCGGCGCUCGGCAUGAGGACUGUCGGAGCGAGCGCCGCCCCAAAGCAAAGCAGGAAACCGCACCGAUUCGACCGGCGGUGCCUCUCCAUGGUGGUGCGCGCCACGGGCAGCGGCGGCAUGAACCUCGUGUUCGUCGGCGCCGAGAUGGCGCCCUGGAGCAAGACUGGCGGCCUCGGCGACGUCCUCGGGGGCCUCCCCGCCGCCAUGGCCGCCAACGGUCACCGGGUCAUGGUCAUCUCCCCGCGCUACGACCAGUACAAGGACGCCUGGGACACCAGCGUCAUCUCCGAGAUCAAGGUCGUUGACAGGUACGAGAGGGUGAGGUACUUCCACUGCUACAAGCGCGGGGUGGACCGCGUGUUCGUCGACCACCCGUGCUUCCUGGAGAAGGUCCGGGGCAAGACCAAGGAGAAGAUCUAUGGACCCGACGCCGGCACCGACUACGAGGACAACCAGCAGCGCUUCAGCCUUCUCUGCCAGGCAGCACUUGAGGUGCCCAGGAUCCUCGACCUCAACAACAACCCACACUUUUCUGGACCCUACGGGGAAGACGUGGUGUUUGUGUGCAACGACUGGCACACGGGCCUUCUGGCCUGCUACCUCAAGAGCAACUACCAGUCCAAUGGCAUCUAUAGGACGGCCAAGGUGGCAUUCUGCAUCCACAACAUCUCGUACCAGGGCCGCUUCUCCUUCGACGACUUCGCGCAGCUCAACCUGCCUGACAGGUUCAAGUCGUCCUUCGACUUCAUCGACGGCUACGACAAGCCGGUGGAGGGGCGCAAGAUCAACUGGAUGAAGGCCGGGAUCCUGCAGGCCGACAAGGUGCUGACUGUGAGCCCCUACUAUGCUGAGGAGCUAAUCUCUGGCGAAGCCAGGGGCUGCGAGCUCGACAACAUCAUGCGCCUCACUGGGAUCACCGGCAUCGUCAACGGCAUGGACGUCAGCGAGUGGGACCCCAUCAAGGACAAGUUCCUCACCGUCAACUACGACGUCACCACCGCGUUGGAGGGGAAGGCGCUGAACAAGGAGGCGCUGCAGGCCGAGGUGGGGCUGCCGGUGGACCGGAAGGUGCCCCUGGUGGCGUUCAUCGGCAGGCUGGAGGAGCAGAAGGGCCCCGACGUGAUGAUCGCCGCCAUCCCGGAGAUCGUGAAGGAGGAGGACGUCCAGAUCGUUCUCCUGGGCACCGGGAAGAAGAAGUUUGAGCGGCUGCUCAAGAGCGUGGAGGAGAAGUUCCCGACCAAGGUGAGGGCCGUGGUCAGGUUCAACGCGCCGCUGGCUCACCAGAUGAUGGCCGGCGCCGACGUGCUGGCGGUCACCAGCCGCUUCGAGCCCUGCGGCCUCAUCCAGCUCCAGGGAAUGCGCUACGGAACGCCGUGCGCCUGCGCGUCGACAGGCGGGCUCGUCGACACUAUCGUGGAAGGCAAGACCGGGUUCCACAUGGGCCGCCUCAGCGUUGACUGCAACGUGGUGGAGCCGGCCGACGUGAAGAAGGUGGUCACCACCCUGAAGCGCGCCGUCAAGGUCGUCGGCACGCCGGCGUACCAUGAGAUGGUCAAGAACUGCAUGAUACAGGAUCUCUCCUGGAAGGGGCCUGCCAAGAACUGGGAGGACGUGCUUCUGGAACUGGGGGUGGAGGGGAGCGAGCCGGGCAUCGUCGGCGAGGAGAUCGCGCCGCUCGCCCUGGAGAACGUCGCCGCUCCCUGAAGAGAGAAAGAAGAGGAGCUUCUGGUGCAUGGAGCAUCCAUCCAAUCUGCAGGGUUCUCGUAUGGGGAGAUAGCCGCUUGUUGUAGUGAAGAAGGGCCGAUAUAUAUAUAUAUAUAUAUAUAUAUAUAUAUAUAUAUAUAUAUAUAUAUAUAUAUAUAUAUAUAUAUAAUAUAGACUAAUAAGUACUUUAACUUUUGUUGUGCCGCUUGCCUCUUUUACAAACAAAAAAGGAGUUAGGGGUUGUGCCUAUGAUAGUGUGCUGAAUUGUGCUUGCAUUUUGGUGUGGUAUAUUGCAAUAAACAAAGGAUUUGUUAUGUGUUUUUUUGCAAUUGUUUCUCCGUGUUUGAGUCGAA